AUGACUAGUCCACCGGCAGCGUUGAAUUUAGAGUUUGAAAUCGCCCCAUUUUCACUGGGACUCUCUGCAGUAUCAGGAGCCAAAGUCGAUGAAGGACCGGAACUUAGUGGACUCAUUGGCAUUGAAGCAUCUGGAGACAAAGAUGGUGCAGCCGAUGUUGGUAUUGUCACGGGUGAAUCUGCUGGUGUUGCUGCAGUCGCUGGUACCGCUGCAAUUGCAGGAACUUCCGCUGCCGGUGGUGAUGAUUUGGGUGCAGGUGAUGGUGGAGAUGAAACAGGAGCCACAGGAGUCGAUGGUGGUGAGGGUGUUGGGGGUGGUGGUGAUGUUGGAGUAACAGCGGAUGGUGCAGGAGAGAUUUUACGUGGGGGUGAGACAACAGGAGGUGAUGAAGAUGGGGCUUUUGAUGGAGAUGGUAGUGGAGUUACAUGA
Molecule: messenger RNA, 429 nt
Organism: Papaver somniferum (opium poppy)
Lineage: Eukaryota; Viridiplantae; Streptophyta; Magnoliopsida; Ranunculales; Papaveraceae
Product: circumsporozoite protein-like
Exons: 1
Coding region: 1-429 (142 amino acids)
Source: RefSeq, a predicted model, not a curated record